CAACCCUACACUGGCUGCCUUGGCACCUGUAUGUUCUCUCGCACUGCGAUCACGCUAUGAUCCUUCCUCUGAAAUUUGGUUUGUUGAAGCUACGUAGGGGUCGGUGACGAUGGAGUCAUUCUUGCCUGGUUUUGGAAGAAGAUAGUGCCUUGUCUUUUUGGGUCGAACGUGGCAGUGUGUCUUUGUAAGUCGGUUGGAAUAGCUGAAGCUAGUCUAGAGAUCGAGGGGACAGGUCUGUGUGUCAGGGCUGUGUAACCGAGGACCACCAUGCCGGUGAGACUGGGGGAGGUGGGCAUCCUCACCAGCCCCAUCUCGCUCGUCCGGAUCUGGGCCCUGCUUUCCGGCUGCCUCACCUUCAGCCUGGGGUCCUACAUAAACGAACUCUCGCAAUUCCGCAUCUUCAAGGUGUCCUGCAUGGCGGCCUGGUGCCUCCACUUCAUCUUCACCCUGUUCGUCAUCCUGGUGGAGUUCAUCCAGUUUCAGACCCUGGUGCCCGUGUCCUGGAAGAACCUGCCCGUCACUGUGUCCACACUGGGGACACUGGUGUACCUCAGCACAUCCGUGGCGUUCCCCUGGCUGUUCAUUUCCAACGCCCACGACCCGAAGGCCAUCACGGCCGUCGUCUCCUGCAGCCUGACCUUCCUGGCCUACGCCUCGGAGACCCACCUGAUCCGCCUGAAGCGCAGGGAGGAGAGGGGCUACAUGGCCAGCCCCGCAGGGCUGCUCAAGGUGUUCCAGGUGUUCGGGGGCUGCGUGAUGCUGCUCCUGGUCAGUUGCCAGAACUGUAAAGGGAAACCAGAGGGCUGGCAGUUCUGGCUCUCGGUGGGAAUAUACAUCUUCUGCUUCCUCAUGUCCCUGGGCACCGUGUUGGUGAUGAUCGGCGACUGUGCUGGGCGUUGUCUCCUGCCCUUCGGCCGUCUGCUGCUCGUGUUCAGCCAUCUAGGUGUUCUUCUGUACAUGGUCGUCACGGUGAUCAGCUUCAUCAAUAUCCUGCACAUCGAGCACGACCAUUGGCCAUUUGUUGUGACCGGAAGCAUCAUCACCUGUCUCACUCUGAUAGCCUAUACCGUGGACCUGGCCUUUUCCAUCAAACUUUUGUGUGACAGGUCUUAAAGAUCCUUCUGGAGAUAAGGUGUCGUACUCUUAACGCUGUGAAUGACAUUAUGUUUUAGCUUAAUAGAGGUACAGAUGACAAUUGACUGCAAGUAUUCUAGUAAUUUUGCUGAGGUGCAAAAAAACAGAAGCGUGAUAAAUUACGAGGUUGCACAUUGGUCUCAGCGGCUUUAGCACUAUCAUUAUAAGUGUUUAAUUGUUUAGGGUAUUUGUCAAAGGACUCUUUGAAAGUACAUUGAUGGCCUUGGUUUGUGUGUGUGUCUGUUUGAAUAGGUGUUUUUUAUUCUGUUGCACAUUAGUUGCUAUUACUGCUGUCCUACAUGUGAUAUAAAAAUGCCUGUCUAUGUAAGAUCAAGAUUUACAGUCUGAGAAAUACUUUUUUGUUGUGAUAGUCCUCUUUUAACAUAGUGAUAGUGAAGUUUUCAAAGUGUAGUAAAUUGAUACAUAUGCUAUCAUUUAGUCAUUAUAUUUCUUUAAAUAACUUUAAUGCUGUAAAGCUAAUGUUAAAUAGUUGGCAUUUAUAUAGUGCCUUUAGCCAAAGCGCUGUACAAUUGAUGCUUCUCAUACACCCAUUCAUACACACACUCACACACACUGACGGCGAUUGCCUGCCAUGCAAGGUGCUGACCAGGUCGUCAGGAGCAUUUGGGGGUUAGGUGUCUUGCUUAGGGACACUUCGACACAGCCCGGGCAGGGGAUCGAACCGGCAGCCCUCCAACUGCCAGACGACCGCUCUUACUGCCUGAGCCAUGUCGCCCCAUUGAAGUAUUACUUCUUUUUUUUUUACCGUGUAUACUGUGUUCACAUGAACUUUAUACAUUUAAGAAGAUUUGUUCAUGGCAAAAUAAUGUUAAAUAUAGUAUUUAAAUAAAAUUCGCAAAAUGUAUUUGACAAGAUUUUCAUGAGAAUUGUCAUGGUAGUGUGAACUAGCACAGGGAUGUUAUUUUGUAUAAUACACAGUUACAUAUAACAGCCAUAUAAUGCAGUGAUUUGGUGUGCCAGGAGGAAGGAGGCACACGCUGCAGUAAAAAUGAGUGUGAGAUGAAGGGCAGGAUUAAACGGUUUUCUUAUUGUUGUUGAAUGAGAUACAGCGCGAGAUACAGACUGAUGGGACAGAUAUUCCACUAAGAUAUUAGGAAGUAUUUCACACAGUGUGGACUAGCUUACCAGGUCAUGUAGUGGAGGUAGAAACUCUGGGGGCUUUCAAGGCCAGGCUUAAUACGGUGUUAGAGGCUACGUAUCUGGUUUGUAGGAAAGUGGUGCACACAAGGUGCACUUUAGUGGUAGGAAAUUCAGCUAGCAUUGUCAGGCUGAGGGGCCUGAUCUCACUAUUAUUUUUCAUGUUUAUCAUAUGCUACGUUGUCACGUCAUGUCAUGUCUGACUGACGGCUGCCGUUUAGUACAGAGUGGAUUGGCUUGGUGCUCCCUUUACUUGAAUGUCUUGUGUAGUCUGCCCAUUUCCUGUGGGUUGCAAGCACACUACCACGCAUUGUGCUGUGGUACAUCCUGUAAAGUUUUUGAACGAUGACUUGGACAGAGAAUACGCUUUUAAGAUGUUUUAGUCAGUGAAUAUAUGUGCUUCCUUGUUACUAGCCAUUCUCAUUUGUCCAUUACUGUCCUAGUUUUUUUAUCCCUUCUAUGACCACAAUGCCCUCUAUGGACUGGAGGGACAAACAUGUAUGAUGGAACAUAUCAGGGCUAUUAGAACAGUACACCUUCAUUGUGGUGCACUGGAUUUUCCAUACAGGAAGCAUGAGCAAUAUUUUCUCUCCUCCUUUGCAAUGACUCAUAUACAGUAUGUGGCCAAUUGGAAUAUGUGUAGAUAGGAUGUGAGAUAUGUGAGAUCAACUAUAGAUGCUGAACCAAAAAGUGUGUAAACUCACUGUAAACAAUUAAAGAUGGCAUAUAAACUCUA
Conger conger (European conger) is the source of this 3028-nucleotide messenger RNA. RefSeq names its product myeloid-associated differentiation marker homolog. Lineage: Eukaryota; Metazoa; Chordata; Actinopteri; Anguilliformes; Congridae. Gene Ontology annotation, cellular component: membrane. The coding region runs from base 268 to 1113 and encodes 281 amino acids. The transcript has a single exon. The record is from RefSeq and is a predicted model, not a curated record.